ACGACGUUGUCCCCCCAAAGCUGAAUAAAAAUUGUGACUACGAGUGCGCAGUACGCAAUUACUUCUCGUAGUCGAGAGUAGAUUUCUCCGCCACAUAAAAGAAAUGAAGCCGCCGGCAAUUCGGAACCCUGCACCGGCCAAAACUGUGGUCCACAUCGGCGGGAUUCCCGUGGAGUUCCCCUUCCCGCCUUACGGUACUCAGCUGGCUUUUAUGAAUAGGGUUAUUUCGACCCUCGAUCGCGCGCAUAGGGAAGGUCGAUCGCACGCGCUGCUCGAGUCCCCUACGGGCACAGGAAAGUCGCUUUCUCUUCUCUGCUCUACGCUUGCUUGGAAGCAGAACUUCAAGUCCAAGAAUCUUUAUUCCAAACUUACCCACUCUAAGCCCGACCCUGCCGCCCUAUCUGACCCCAUUGGUCAUGGUGGUGGAUUUAUUCCCGGAACUCAACCCUCAGGAAACCAAGAACCGGCGCCAUCAGUUGCUGGGAGGACUUCUGGGAAAAAACGGAAGGAGAAGUUGUCUCCCACUAUUUAUUAUGCUUUGAGGACCCAUUCACAAAUUUCUCAAGUGAUCAAAGAGUAUAGAAAGACAUCAUACCGAGUUCCAAUGGCUGUGUUGGCCUCACGGAAGAAUUAUUGUACAAAUAUGAAAUACCGUGGGAUGGACAAUGUUGAUGAAAAAUGCAAGUCACUGUUAAAAGAAAAAGAUGUAGGCUGCAAUGAGUUCAAAAAUGCUCAUAAGGUCAAAUGCCAUCCAUCUCUUGAGAAAGGAGGUUGCAAUGAGGUUCAUGAUAUUGAAGACCUUGUCAAAGUUGGACAAGUUGUUGGAGGAUGCUCAUAUUUUGCCGCACAAGCAAUGGCUGAAAACGCGGAGCUGGUUUUCUGCCCAUACAGCUAUAUCAUUAACCCAGUUAUUCGGAAAGCAAUGGAUUUGGAUAUCAAUGGGGCAAUUAUUAUUCUCGAUGAAGCCCACAAUAUGGAAGAUAUCUCCCGAGAUGCUGGUAGCAUAGAUGUAGAGGAAGAUGUCUUGUUUCAAUUGUUGACUGAGCUAGAGCAACUUGUGCUUAAUGAUGCAAUGACUUACAAGCCCUUGAUAGAAAUGUUGCAGGAUAUAAUUAAUUGGAUUGAUAGAAGGAAAAACAGUCUAGGGAGGCAUGACUUUCAACACUACAUAUCAUGUUGGACUGGUGAUGAUGCUUUAAAGGAGUUACAAGACGCUAAUGUGUCAAGACAGUGCUUCCCAAUAUUACAAGAGUGUGCUACAAAGGCAAUCAGAGUUGCUUCUGAUGCAGAGUCCAAUGUUCCUCAGCUCAGUGGCAAGGCAGCAACUGCACUGGAAGGGUUGUUCUCGUCGCUUAGUUACUUCUUCUCAGAGAAUGGGGCUCAUGUAUGCGAUUAUCAGCUAGCACUUCAGCGUCAUAUCAAAAGAGUUGCUGGAAGUGCUGUGAAUAUAUGGGCAAAUACAUUUAGCUUAUGGUGCUUGAAUCCAGCUGUUGUCUUCAGAGAAAUUGCUGAUCUUUCUCUAUCUGUAAUUCUUACAUCAGGGACUCUGUCACCUAUGAACUCCUUUUCAUCUGAACUCGGUGUUCCUUUUAGUACAUCACUGGAAGCUCCACAUGUUAUAGACACUGAGUCACAGUUAUGGGCAGCUAUAAUCUCCAGAGGCCCUAGAAGUUAUCCACUGAAUGCAAGUUAUAAAACCGCCGAUUCAUAUGCUUUCCAGGAUUCACUUGGUACAUCUAUAGAAGAAAUAUGCAAGAUUGUUCCUGGUGGCUGUCUUAUAUUUUUCCCUAGCUAUAAGCUGAUGGAGAAACUUAGUUGUCGCUGGCAGGAAACAGGCCAAUGGGCUAGACUUAAUGCUAGAAAACCACUUUUUGUUGGUAAGAUUUGUCCAAGUUCAUCAUUUUCUCAUCAAUGCUUUAUUUACUUGCACAUGAAGGACCUAGUUGACAACAACAACCCCAGUAAAAUCCCACAGUGGGGUCUGGGGAGGGUGGGCUUACACAGAACUUAACCUCUAAGCCUUUCAUCUCUCCCUUCCUGGAUGAACUGAUUUUUUAUCUUUGAUACCUGUGUUGUAAAGACCGACACUCCUUCAUUCGACUAAAACGAAAUAAUACGAAUGACGAAGGGGUAUUAAAAAGUAACCAACCGUAAAAAAUAAAUCUCGGUUCUCCUUCGGUCCUUCUUAAACUUAGACAAAACUUCCCAAUAAUUACAUCCGUUUACCAAGGAAGUAAACCUGUCUUGGGAAGAAAGAAAGUAAAAAAAUCUGAAAAGGUUUUAGCAGGACCAUCUGAAGGUUAUAAGAAAGAGGCUGCUUUUCUUGCAGUCUGCAGAGGAAAGGUAUUCUAU
Cuscuta campestris is the source of this 2352-nucleotide messenger RNA. Lineage: Eukaryota; Viridiplantae; Streptophyta; Magnoliopsida; Solanales; Convolvulaceae. The record is from the annotation of a GenBank genome assembly.